GCCUCGCCGCUGCUCGCUUUGAAUCCUGAGCGCUGGGUUAAAGCUUAAUUCUCAUGUUGUGGUUGCUGGGCUGCCGCUUUCCCCCGUUUUGCGAUGGGAGGUGGAGGAAAAGGGAUUGUCCGUGAGUCAACACUGAAAAUGUGAUUAGGAGGAACUGCUUUCACUAAUCUGUUUCUAACCUUUUAGUCCAUGUUGGCCUGUGACCCCUUUCAGCUUUCAGAUCGAGCCUGAUUAGACCACAACACUGGUCUCCCUAUGGAAGCAGCUGUUUCUAUCUGGCAUUGAGAUCCCAUGGAGAAGCUGAGGAGGGGGAUGGCUCUUCAUAUCCAUGAAGCCUGGAUACUUCUGUUUGUAAUCCCUGCUUUGGUCACUCCAGCUGCCAUCAAUCAUGAAGACUACCCUGCCGAUGAAGGGGACCAGACCUCCAGCAAUGACAAUCUGAUCUUUGAUGACUACCGAGGGAAGGGCUGCGUGGAUGACAGUGGCUUUGUGUACAAACUAGGAGAACGUUUUUUCCCGGGACAUUCCAACUGUCCCUGUGUCUGUACUGAGGAUGGACCUGUUUGUGAUCAACCAGAAUGCCCUAAAAUCCACCCAAAGUGUACAAAAGUGGAACACAAUGGAUGCUGUCCAGAAUGCAAAGAAGUGAAAAACUUUUGUGAAUAUCAUGGGAAAAAUUACAAGAUCUUGGAGGAAUUUAAGCCCUCGCCAUGCGAAUGGUGUCGCUGCGAGCCCAGCAAUGAAGUUCACUGUGUUGUAGCAGACUGCGCAGUUCCCGAGUGUGUCAACCCAGUCUAUGAACCAGAACAGUGUUGUCCUGUCUGCAAAAAUGGUCCGAACUGCUUUGCAGGAACCACGAUAAUUCCCGCCGGCAUCGAAGUGAAGGUGGACGACUGCAACAUCUGCCACUGCCACAACGGGGACUGGUGGAAGCCGGCGCAGUGCUCCAAGCGCGAGUGCCAGGGCAAGCAGGCUCUGUAGCGGCAAAACCCUCCGCCAGCGGCACCGCCGGCCAAACAACCCGCCGGUGACGAUGACGAUGACGACGAAGGAACGGCUUCGACGCUGCGCACGCGUCCGACCUCCCGCCAGCUGCAGCAGGGUCACCAGCAAAACCUGCGAGGGUUUCACACAAGCAGAGAUUUUACUUGCGGGGAAGGGUCUCCCUCUCCCCCCCCCUUCCUGCUCUUCUCUCACUUUACACACUAUGUAUCCAGUAUCUAGGUAUCGACACUGCUUUUGUAAUUAUCAGUGCUUGGUAGGGAUGCGGUGGUCAGAUUUGGGGAGGAAAAA
Messenger RNA from Gymnogyps californianus (California condor), 1293 nucleotides. It is a transcript of the gene VWC2L, whose product is annotated as von Willebrand factor C domain containing 2 like. Gene Ontology annotation, cellular component: AMPA glutamate receptor complex. The record is from RefSeq and is a predicted model, not a curated record. The coding region runs from base 292 to 981 and encodes 229 amino acids. Gene Ontology annotation, biological process: negative regulation of BMP signaling pathway. NCBI's taxonomy places the organism in Eukaryota, Metazoa, Chordata, Aves, Accipitriformes, Cathartidae. Gene Ontology annotation, molecular function: protein binding. The transcript is spliced from 4 exons.